UGUGAUGACGCCACCACGCUGAUACGGGAGGAUGAUGGCGACGGCGACGGCGGCAGCGGCUGUGGCCUUGGCCACGGUCGAGAUACUGUCCGCAGAGCCGCCGAGAUGCCGAAGAGCCCGCCGCCCGCUCGAGUUGUAGACGGGGCACUGCUUGCAGAGCAGGUCCUGCCAGCUUCGCUGGAGAGGAUGCCUCCAUGUCCGUGAUGGGCUGUGGGACAAGCAAGGUCCUUCCUGAGCCGCCCAAGGAUAUCCAGCUGGAUCUGGUCAAGAAGGUGGAACCCUUCAGUGGCACUAAGAAUGAUGUGUACAAGCACUUCAUCACAGAGGUAGACAGUGUUGGCCCUCUCAAGACUGGGUCUCCAGCUGCCAGUCAGUAUGUACCCCCUGGCAAUGGUGCCCCAAAUACCGGCUACAUGGAGCCUCCUCCUUCAGAACCACCGAGAAGGGCCAGAGUGGCAAAGUACAGGGCCAAGUUCGACCCACGUGUGACAGCUAAGUAUGACAUCAAGGCUUUGAUUGGUCGAGGCAGCUUUAGCAGAGUGGUACGUGUAGAACACCGGGCCACCCGUCAGCCAUAUGCCAUCAAGAUGAUUGAGACCAAGUACCGAGAGGGACGGGAGGUGUGUGAGUCUGAGCUUCGUGUGCUGCGCCGGGUGCGCCAUGCUAACAUCAUCCAGCUGGUCGAAGUGUUUGAGACACAAGAGCGUGUGUACAUGGUGAUGGAGCUAGCCACUGGUGGUGAGCUGUUUGACCGCAUCAUUGCUAAGGGUUCCUUCACUGAGCGUGAUGCCACAAGGGUGCUACAGAUGGUGCUGGAUGGCGUCCGGUAUCUACAUGCACUGGGCAUCACACACCGUGACCUCAAGCCUGAGAAUCUGCUCUACUACCACCCAGGCACUGACUCUAAGAUCAUCAUCACUGACUUUGGCCUGGCCAGUGCCCGAAAGAAGGGUGAUGACUGCCUCAUGAAGACCACCUGUGGCACACCUGAGUACAUUGCUCCUGAAGUCCUGGUCCGCAAGCCCUAUACCAACUCUGUGGACAUGUGGGCAUUGGGCGUCAUUGCCUACAUCUUGCUCAGUGGUACCAUGCCCUUUGAGGAUGACAACCGCACCCGGCUGUACCGUCAAAUCCUCAGGGGCAAGUACAGUUACUUGGGGGAGCCCUGGCCUAGUGUAUCCAACCUGGCCAAGGACUUCAUCGACCGCCUGCUGACUGUGGACCCUGGAGCCCGAAUGACUGCACUGCAGGCCUUGAGGCACCCAUGGGUGGUGAGCAUGGCAGCCUCUUCAUCGAUGAAGAAUCUGCACCGCUCCAUCUCCCAGAACCUCCUCAAGCGUGCCUCCUCACGCUGCCAGAGUACCAAGUCUGCCCAGUCAACACGUUCUAGCCGUUCCACACGCUCCAACAAGUCACGCCGUGUGCGUGAGCGUGAGCUGCGGGAGCUCAAUCUGCGAUAUCAGCAGCAGUACAAUGGCUGAGCCACCAGCUGUGGCACAGUCACACUGUGGCCCCAGCUUGUCCACACUCUGCUGUGCCAUCUUCUGGGCCCAAUAUCCUCUUUUGAAACUGGCCUUAUGGCCAGUAGUACGCAGUACCUGACCCCAGUGCCUUUUCCAUGCCUCCAGCAGCCCCUAUUCACAGUGGACCUGGGUUUGAUGUGAUGGAGUCGGGGUGGCCAGGAGGCUCAGACCCUCUCAUCUGGAAGCCUGGCCUUGCACUGAUACCCUUUUGGUAUGCAGCUGCUCUGUAUGAGUUGGGGGAAGGGACAGGUUUUAGCUUUCACUGUCUCCCUCAUCCUUUGGCUCUUACUCAGACCAAAGGGGCUUGCAGUGCUGGGUAGUAUCUUCUGGCCUAGGACCUUUGAAAUGGUUCUGGAACACCUCUUUCAUCCACAGAGCCUUCCUCCCUAACUCCCUUCAUUCUUUGGCAUUCUAAUCCUUAAGGUUAGGCUCCAGUGGUAGGCUUAACUUUGGUUUAGCCAAAGACUGCAGGUCCCAGGUAUCUUGACUGGACCAAGUACUCCUGGUUAGAUCUAAGCCCCAAUCUCCCAUUCCAAAGCUGUCUUUGUGGUGCUGCCAAAGACCCCUCCUGGCCCCAAGACUUGCCAGGACCUCUGGAAGCAGUGCCCUGGCAUGGACCUUAGCCCUGCUGAUGAAGGCUCACCUCAGCUCCAGCUGAACUGAUUAAGAGGUUCCUGUUCACCACUCAGUUUAUUUCUUGGGGAGACCUCCAUUGCCUCCUUCUCCUUGGAUGCCCAUUUCAUUCCUCAGGCGCCUCCUUCCCAACUGUGAGGGUUAAAGGGAGCCCCACUGCUGCUACCUGGGGGAUGGGGGCACCUCGGCCACUGCAGAGGGUCCUCCCCUGGGAUCCCAUUGUCAGCUCUAGUGCCAUCUAUUGUCUCUUCCUUCAGGGCCACUGUCCCCUCUCAUCUGCAGCUUCAUGGGGGCGCCAUCUAGUGUCUGGCCUGGGAAUGGGCAGCCGGUGGUGAGCAGGAGAUGGCUAUAAUGGUACCCAGUCUUCCAAAAGGAAGUAAAAAGGAAGGAGCUGCUAUAUUGCAGGAGGAUCGUGGGCUGCUUGGCCCUUUCUCAGCUUUUGUGCAUCUCUCCCUGGAACUUAGCCAUACUGUGUGACCUGCCUCUGAACCCUGGGUGCUUGGAGUACUGGUCUUGUUGUGGGAGCUGCCCUUGUCCUUUCCAUCCUGUGCCCACUUCCUUUCAUAGCAUUAAUCUUCAACCUGGGCCCCACUGAGUCUCGGGCUAGAGGGAGCCCUUGAAGGAGAGUAGGGGUGGGUGUGUGUUGAGGGGGGCUGCUUUCCCAGAGGCCUGAGCCAGAACUAUCUGAAUAGCUGUCAUGGUAUCUCCCUGUCACCACAAACUAUGCUGAAGCCCAAGGAUUCUCCCUCCAUAGCUGCUUUCAGUGGGUAAGAAUGGGCCAGGGCCAGGCCUCUGCCUUACCUAGUGUCCUGCCAGCUGGGAGAAUUUGAUCCACAUUUAGCUGCUCCCAGUGGGUCGUCUUGGGCCACACUCCCUUUCUGUAUGUGCCACCAUCAGUGAGAUACCAAACCUAAGAGACCACUCUGUGCCAAGCCGACUGUGCCUUAUAUGCUCCUUCCUCUGUACCUACUGCUCUGGGCAAGAGGGAAUAGAAAGGCCAAGGCUUACAGCCUCAGAAUUUCCUGCCACUUUCCCAAAUAUCUAGGGUCUUAAAGUCCUAGGGAUUUAUUUCCUCUCUUGCCCAGGGUAAACCUGAUCCUGAGAGUAAGACAAGGGAGUUUGGAGUUUGGGGCCUUUGAUAGGCUCAUUUAGGCCUUCUCUUGGACCCUGGAUGGGGAAUGUGCAGUUAUUUAUUUUGUGUAUUCAGUUUGUAAAUGUAUCCCUGUAUUCAAUAAACAGGGUGCCCUCCCCAGGGAAGGCUGCCCAUUCAUGCCAA
This is a messenger RNA of Octodon degus (degu), 3432 nucleotides long. RefSeq names its product protein serine kinase H1 (gene Pskh1). Gene Ontology annotation, biological process: protein phosphorylation. The record is from RefSeq and is a predicted model, not a curated record. Gene Ontology annotation, molecular function: ATP binding; protein kinase activity. The coding region runs from base 195 to 1481 and encodes 428 amino acids. The transcript has 3 exons. Lineage: Eukaryota; Metazoa; Chordata; Mammalia; Rodentia; Octodontidae.